UGUGAUGCGGUGUCGUAUUAUAGAUCUGGACUAAGAAAACUGGGGUACAAUCCGCUAAUAUUCCGGAUUGCGAAUUCCUCGAAAUCAAACUGUUUAGCGGCUUUGGGGUGGAACGCCGGAGAAGACGAAAAUGACCGCCGGCUUGUCUUUCACGGUCACAGCUGCUCCGAAACCAUUCUUUCAGCUUCAGACUACUCAUCACAGCAGUAUCAGUUCAACCGAGACGCGUAUGCGAAUUCGAAGCAUUCAAUCCAAAUUGGCUUACAGUUCUACGCCACUCCCCUUCUUCUCUGCGAGGAAGACUCAAUCAAUUUCAGAUUCACUGCUCUUUUCAGUAGCGUGUGUCUCUUCUUCACCUUCAUCUUCUUCUUCUCCCAGAAGAUACACACCUUCAACCAGGCUCUACAUCAGUGGACUUUCGUUCCGGACCACUGAAGAGAGCUUGCGAAAUGCUUUCAAAAGCUUUGGCCAACUUGUAGAAGUCAAUUUGGUGAUGGAUAGACUAGCCAAUAGACCAAGAGGAUUUGCCUUCCUCCGUUAUGCUUCAGAAGAGGAAUCUCAAAAAGCUAUCGAAGGAAUGCACGGCAAGUUUCUGGAUGGCAGGGUGAUUUUUGUGGAAGUUGCAAAGUCCAGAUCGGAGCUACGCCAAGGCCUUGAAGAAAACUCUAGUUAAUGCAUGCUUUAGUAUAUAGGCAUCAUUGUACCCCCCAAAGUUCAGAUUCAUUUUUAUAAGAGCCCAAACAUAUUUUAGGAAUAUAUAUAUAACUAAGGGUUGGGCUCUGCAUUGUUAUUGGUUUGCGAAACCUUGAUCUUGACUAUAUGAUUAUAAUAUAGUCUUAGUGUAUUUCAGGAGCAGUGUUCUGUCUUGAAAUUAAGUGGUAUUAAUAUUGGGGAUUGGUACAGUGGAUAACCUAACCAAACAUGAACUUCUAAGGCAUGGUCUAUGGUCAAGGUCCACAGGUUGUAACACGUAUAUGUGAAUGCUUAAAUCAUGAGAAGCGCAGAUUUUUAGAAA
This is a messenger RNA of Cucumis sativus (cucumber), 1015 nucleotides long. RefSeq names its product organelle RRM domain-containing protein 6, chloroplastic. NCBI's taxonomy places the organism in Eukaryota, Viridiplantae, Streptophyta, Magnoliopsida, Cucurbitales, Cucurbitaceae. Gene Ontology annotation, molecular function: RNA binding. The coding region runs from base 131 to 673 and encodes 180 amino acids. The record is from RefSeq and is a predicted model, not a curated record. Gene Ontology annotation, cellular component: chloroplast. The transcript is spliced from 4 exons. Gene Ontology annotation, biological process: chloroplast mRNA modification; cytidine to uridine editing.